AUUGGCAACACCACCUAAUUAAAUGUCAAAACCUAGCUGCCUGCUUUCCGAGUGCAUAAUCUUUAGAAUUAUUAAAAUAUUAUUGUAUAAUUCGACAUAAACAACUGUAGAGCUUACGCCUAAAAUUGCCUUAAAAUAUGUUCGCGUGAUUUAGAUGUAAAGUUAGUGUUUUAUAACGUAAAGUCAAUAAUUUGAUCUGGAGCAAUCGUGGAGGGAUUUUGUGAAAUUCUAAUAGGAUUCACAGAUUUUGACUUGAUUCUCGCUGGGAGGACGUCGGCGCAAUGUCGAGGAGAAAACUGCCGCCGCCGGGCUUCAACUUCAAGCCCCCAGAAGAGCAGGUCGUAACCCCACCAAGGAAUUUGGAUAAGCAGACAACAAUUACAGUUGACGACAAGACUUUCACGGUCCACGCAGAUGACCUGAUAAAGAUCUGUGACCUCGGCCGGGGAGCCUACGGCAUUGUGGAGAAGAUGAAGCAUAUUCCUAGUGAUACCACUAUGGCAGUCAAGAGAAUCACAGCAUCAUUCAACAGUCAGUCUACAGAACUGAAACGCCUGCUCAUGGACCUGGAUGUGUCCAUGAGAGCCAGUGCCUGCCCAUACACGGUGCAUUUCUACGGUGCCAUGUUCCGCGAGGGAGACGUCUGGAUCUGCAUGGAGGUCAUGGACAUGAGCCUCGACAAAUUCUACAUGAAAGUCUACCAUAACAACCGCACCAUACCUGAAAACAUUCUUGGAAAGAUCACAUUUUCUGUGGUCAGUGCUUUACACUACUUAUAUUCUAAGCUCAGAGUCAUUCAUAGAGAUGUGAAGCCAUCCAAUAUCCUGAUCAAUAGGAAAGGAGAGGUGAAGAUGUGUGACUUUGGUAUUUCUGGAUAUUUAGUGGAUUCUGUUGCUAAGACUAUUGACGCGGGGUGUAAACCUUACAUGGCUCCCGAGAGGAUCGACCCGAGCGGCAACCCGGGACAGUACGACAUCCGCAGCGACGUGUGGUCGCUCGGUAUAUCCCUGAUCGAGCUGGCGACUGGCAAGUUCCCCUACAACACGUGGGGCACGCCGUUUGAGCAGCUCAAACAAGUCGUCAAGGACGAUCCCCCGAGACUGCCGAGCGGACAGUUCUCUCCAGAGUUCGAGGACCUCAUAGUUCAAAGUCUUCAAAAAGAUUACAAACAGAGACCGAACUACGACGCGCUGCUGACGCACCCCUUCUGCCUGGAGCACAGUCAGAAGGAGAUAGACGUCGCGUCGUUUGUUCAACAAAUAUUAGACUUACCCGAUGAAUCCUAGUGAUAGGAACAUUAUUUACGUACCUACUAAGUACAAGCGUUUACCGACUAACCUUAAUGUAGUUUAAUAAUUGAAAAGAUAUAAAAUAAUGUUAUUAACCAUAAAAUAAAUUAAAUUAUGUAUUCUUUUUAGAGUGCCCAUCGCUAUGGGCGUACGCGGCGUUUUUAAAUGUUUGAUUUCAAAGAUGAUUUAGUGUCUACUACGUGAAGUAAUCAAGUCUCGUGUAAGUGGAACUUUGUCAAUUUAGUAAUGUAGCAGUAGUUAGAGGGUAGAUGAAGUAAGAGUAACAUUUCGCUAAUAUGGUUUUAUCUAUGUGUAGUCUGUUUUAUUAUUGACCUCAAAGCGAACAAAGGAAUUGGUAUAACAAAAUAAUGACUGGCAACAUUUUAAGCAUCACAAAAUUAUAAUAAUUUAGUUUUAAAUAAAAAUAUUUGUUUUCAA
This is a messenger RNA of Helicoverpa armigera (cotton bollworm), 1727 nucleotides long. It is a transcript of the gene lic, whose product is annotated as dual specificity mitogen-activated protein kinase kinase 6. The record is from RefSeq and is a predicted model, not a curated record. Gene Ontology annotation, biological process: stress-activated MAPK cascade; protein phosphorylation. Gene Ontology annotation, molecular function: MAP kinase kinase activity; ATP binding. Lineage: Eukaryota; Metazoa; Arthropoda; Insecta; Lepidoptera; Noctuidae. The transcript is spliced from 3 exons. The coding region runs from base 282 to 1286 and encodes 334 amino acids.